AUGCGAGCACUCAGCCGGCGCCGACAACUCUGCAAACGUUAACUCAGUGAAAGACAACUACUUCUGCGCCUACCACAACUGUGGCGGACGGCUUCUUUAACUGCACCUCUAAACUUCCGUCGCUUGCUUCAGUGAUGCAGUUGUUACUGUCCCAGGCCAUCCUGAGUGCCGUCGCCCUCGUUGCGACAGCACAAAUACCGCUGUGUCCUUAUCACGCGCACCUUACAGAGGAGCUUCGGAAUUGUCACGGCCCGGAGCUCAGUAGCAAUGAAGCGUUCAACACGCUUUCGGAAUUCAGCAAGAGGUACGAGGAGUACUGCGCACGUAAGAUAGCGCCCCAGAUGUCCGUCUCCGAACUGCACGUGCACAGAUGCGCGGACAAGCAGUUUAACAGAUUGUUUUACAGGUGCUGGGCGGAUAUGUUAAGUUCAGACUAUUCAUUGAAUUCAGCGGGCGUUGACAAUCAUGACUUGGCUGUAUUCAAGAAAUCCCUGGAUUGCCAGUUUCACGUUCUCGAAAUUGAGCCAUAAUGAGCAAUUUUUUUCCCACGGCAAGUUAUCUCACGGCCAAAACAAAUCACCCUUUAUCGUUUGAGGAAAAUCUUAAUAAAUGCGUUGCUGCAC
Molecule: messenger RNA, 623 nt
Organism: Rhipicephalus microplus (southern cattle tick)
Lineage: Eukaryota; Metazoa; Arthropoda; Arachnida; Ixodida; Ixodidae
Source: RefSeq, a predicted model, not a curated record